Messenger RNA from Spodoptera littoralis (African cotton leafworm), 1866 nucleotides. NCBI's taxonomy places the organism in Eukaryota, Metazoa, Arthropoda, Insecta, Lepidoptera, Noctuidae. The record is from the annotation of a GenBank genome assembly.
AUGUCUGCAGAAAAGAGACGUAGUAGUGUUGAUGAAAAAGAAGAAACGGAUGAAAAUGACGGUUGGAUAGGGCCUAUGCCGUCUGAGGCAUCGAAACCUAAACAAAAAAAGCGAAAAGUAUUGGAAUUUGAAUCUCUUUACAUGGAGAAUUUGCCAUCUUCGGAGACUUACGAGUUCAGUUACAUGCACCGAGAUGUGGUCACACACAUUGUAGUUACUAAGACAGACUUCGUAAUCACCGCUAGUCAAGAUGGUCACUUAAAAUUUUGGAAGAAACAGGAAGAGGGCAUAGAAUUUGUUAAGCAUUUCCGCUGCCACCUUGCCCCUAUCAGUCAUGUUGCCACCAAUACUACCGGUACACUGCUCUGCACAGCCUCUCCGGAGAAAACAAUCAAAGUUUUUGAUGUUAUUAAUUUUGAUAUGAUCAACAUGAUAUCAAUAGAGUUUGAGCCAUACAUUGCUGAAUGGGUGCACUCGGCUGGGGAUCCUAUAUCUGCUCUAGCUAUUUCCGAGAAAGCCAGUAACAAGAUCCACAUAUUCGAUGGUACACAAACCUCAAGCACUCCACUACACACCUUCCAGACUCUUCACCAAGCUACAGUAACCACCAUCAAAUAUAACCCGGUCUAUGAAACCGCAGUCUCUGUAGAUAAGGCAGGGAUCAUUGAAUACUGGACAGGCCCCAAGCAUGAAUACCAAUUUCCUAAGACUGUGCAAUUUGAAUCUAAGCUGGAUACUGAUUUGUAUGAUUUUGUGAAGAACAAGACUUAUCCUACUGCGCUCGCGUUUUCUCCUGAUGGGAAGAAAAUGGCGUCGAUCAGUUUGGAUAGAAAGGUGCGUGUGUUCAAUUUCCUGUCAGGCAAGCUGCACAAGGUGCUCGACGAGAGCCUCCAGCGCUUCCAGGACCUGCAGCAUCAGACACAACAGCUGCCCAACAUGGAGUUUGGUAGACGUAUGGCGGCUGAGCGUGACUUGGAGAAGUCAGACUCGGUGCACCUAGCGAACGUACUGUUCGAUGCGAGCGGCCACUUCGUGAUCUACGCGACGAUGCUGGGGGUGAAGGUGGUCAACCUCGUCACCAACCGCUGCGUCGCCAUGCUCGGCAAGCCCGAGAACUUGCGCCCUCUACAUCUUGCACUGUUCCAGGGUCGCACGAACCAAUCAAAAGUAGCGACUACGCUGGAGAUGGAAGGGUCAGAGAACCCUACACUGCUGAACGUGAAGACGGACCCCACCCUGUUCUGCACGGCGUACAAGAAGAAUCGCUUCUACAUGUUCUCCCGCCGCAGCCCUGACGACAUCAAGAGCCCUGACGCUGACCGAGACAUCUUCAAUGAGAAACCUUCCAAGGAGGAUAUUAUCUCCGCUACUGAAGGACAAGGAGUACAACGUCUAUACGAGCAAGCCAUUCUACACACAUCAUUGGGCGACGUGCACAUUCGUAUCUUCGGCAAGGACGUGCCCAAAACUGCGGAGAACUUCUGCGUGCACUCCCGCAACGGAUACUACAACGGACACGUGUUCCAUCGCGUCAUCAAAGGCUUCAUGGUGCAGACUGGAGAUCCUACAGGCACGGGCACUGGCGGUGAGAGUAUAUGGGGUGGCGAGUUCGCGGACGAGUUCAAGCCUCACCUGAAACACGACCGGCCGUACACAGUGAGCAUGGCCAACGCCGGCCCCAACACCAACGGCAGCCAGUUCUUCAUCACACUCGCACCUACGCCGUGGUUGGACAACAAGCACACAGUAUUCGGCCGAGUGGUUCGAGGCAUGGAAGUUGUACAAAAUAUCGGCAGUGUCAAGACGAAUCCGAAGACGGACAAACCAUAUGAAGACGUUCGAAUAAUCUCCGUUACCGUUAAAUAA